AUCUGCUGUUAGACCCGAAGAAGAGGAAGAAAUCUUACUGCACUGCACAAGAAAAGCAGAACUUUUAAGCUGUGAGAUUAACCAGUCAUUAACCAGCCUCUUCAAACUUUUCCCCGUUGUCAUCAUGAAGCAGAAGAAAGCGGCACGCAAACAGGCCAGGAAAGACUCUCCAGGUGGAAAUACAGCCAUUAAGAGUGAAAAAAAGACAGGGGGAAACUCUUUCUUUAGCUGGCUGUUGGUGCUGGCUUUGCUGGGGGCUUGGCUGUCUGUGGGUGUCAUGUGGUUUGACCUAGUUGACUACAACAGUGUGGUUGGUGCUCUUGGAGGAGUGUAUGAUGCUGAUGGCGAUGGAGACUUUGAUGUAGAAGAUGCCAAAGUUUUAUUGGGUCUGACUGAGAAACCUGUUACGGUGGCAUCACACGAGAACCCCUUAGGAGAAAAAGAAUCCACAUCAAACUCUCCACAUGGGUCUACAUCCGAUGCCGAACCUCCAUUAGAGGUCAAAAUAGAAGAAUCAAUACCUGCAAACCAAAUUUCACCAGAGCUGCCAUCUGCAACUCAGCCUGUGCCUACAUCAGUCUCCACACCUGAAUCAAUUACUGAGACAACUGGAUUUACAGAAGAACCCUCAGUAGAAUCCAAAGAAGAAAAAGAAGCUAAAAAGAAGAAACAAAAAAUUCUUAAUAAAUUUGACAAAACAAUAAAAUCUGAGAUCAAUGCUGCAGAGAAAUUACGCAAGAAGGGGAAACUUGAGGAAUCUCUCCAUGCUUUUGAAGCUCUUGUCCAGAAAUUCCCUCAAAGUCCGAGAUGCCGAUACGGUAAAGCCCAGGCAGAAGAUGAUUUGGCAGAGAAAAUGCGCAGUAAUGAGAUGCUGCUGAAGGCAGUGAACUCAUACAGAGAAGUAGCUGAGCUUCCAGACGUACCACCUGACCUCGUCAAAGCCACAUUAAAGAGAUGUGCAGACAGACAACAGUUCUUAGGUCGUACAAGGGGAUCUUUGGCUACUUUGGAGAAGCUAGUUCAGAUUUUCCCAGAAGACAUCAGCUUAAAGAAUGACUUGGGAGUUGCACAUCUGCUUCUGGGUGACAACAAGGGUGCAAAACGUAUAUAUGAGGAGGUUUUAGCUCGAGCCCCACAUGAUGGAUUUGCUAAAGUGCAUUAUGGGUUCAUACUUAAAUCGGAAAACAAGAUUGCAGAGAGCAUUCCGUACCUCAGGGAGGGUUUGGAAACUGGAGAGCCAGGAACUGAUGACGGAAGAUUUUACUUUCAUCUCGGGGAUGCUUUACAGAGAACAGGAGACAAGAGUGCCUAUGACUGGUAUGAGGCUGGACAUCGGCGAGGUCACUUUGCCUCUGUAUGGCAGAGAUCACUGUAUAAUGUCCCGGGGCUUCGUGCUCAACCUUGGUGGACUGCUGAAGAGACUGGAUAUACAGCUUUAGUCAAGAUGCUGGAACGUAACUGGUUGACCAUCAGGGAUGAAGCACUGUCAGUGUUAGACAGCAACCGUGGGCAGUUCUUGCCUGAAGAUGAAAAUCUAAGAGAGACAGGAGACUGGGGCCAGUUUACACUGUGGCAGCAGGGUCGAAAGGUUGCUUCUUCAUGUCGCCAUGUCCCUAAAACCUGCGGUUUGCUGGAACGUUACCCAGAGACCACUAGCUGCAAAAGAGGCCAGAUCAAGUUUUCAGUAAUGCAAGCUGGUACUCAUGUAUGGCCUCACACUGGUCCCACCAACUGUCGUCUACGAAUGCAUCUAGGCCUUAUCAUCCCUUCUAAAGGAUGCAGGAUUCGUUGUACGAACCAAACCAGGGAGUGGGAAGAAGGAAAAGUGUUAAUAUUUGAUGACUCAUUCGAGCAUGAAGUCUGGCAGGAAGCAGAAAGCUUCAGACUCAUCUUUAUUGUUGAUGUCUGGCAUCCAGAACUCACCCAAUUACAGAGGCAGACUCUGUCACCAAUAUAGACGAUUUGUUCAAAAACCGCCAAUCGGAGUGAGAUUUACUGUCCUUAACCAAUCACAGAUUUUAUUAAUCACAAAUAUCUGUUGUGCUGUCCUGUUUAUGAUUACAGGGCAAUGUGAAUGUAUAAGUCUUAUGAAAAACAACCAUGCUGAUAGUUGUAAAUAAUAUAAUUGAUGGAUUUAGUUCGAGGGUUUUAAAAAGACAGUUCACCUAAUAUUCAAUAUCUUAUUUCUGAUAAAGCAAAUACGAUUUGUAAUCAUGUUUCAGAAGCACGUUUUUAGGGCACAACAGUAAAGAGUCAAAUGAAAGCUACAAUAAGCAUUAAAACAUACAUUUUGAGAUUUAUAUCUUAGGUUAGAUUAAAUGGUUACCUAUAGUAAAUUAACAGUAUGAGUAAUAAAAUGCAUGUUAUGGGACCAAUGAAGAGAUCAGAAUAUGAGAGAAUGAGUUGCAUUUGCUCUUUAUUUCUGAAAAAAGGAGACCUUAGUCACUUUUUAUAGAAAUAUGAUUGAACAUCGAACUGUAUGUUGUGGGUUACUUUAUAUAAUGUGUGUCCAGGUGUAUACAUAAAUGAGCAGAUGUGUUAGCUUUAAGAGAUGAGUGCACAGCCAUAAAAAAAAUCACUUUGUGCCUUCUCCAACCUUGGAAACUAUUCCAAUAAGGUCAAGUGUUAAAAAAAAAAAAAAUGUUUUUGUGAAAUUCAGAUUCACUGCAAGCACGCAUUUUAUUAACACUACAAAUUCUACACGAUUUUUGUAUACAUGUUUGUUUACAUAAUUUCAUCAUGUGAAAAUGUAUUGUUUUUGUAUUGUCUGGGAAGUAUUCAGUUUUGAUAUGUCUGAAAAGAACAAUAAUAAUUUAUCUCAAUUAUAA
Messenger RNA from Carassius auratus (goldfish), 2828 nucleotides. Its product is annotated as un-named hu7910. Gene Ontology annotation, cellular component: membrane; endoplasmic reticulum. The coding region runs from base 125 to 1957 and encodes 610 amino acids. Gene Ontology annotation, biological process: peptidyl-aspartic acid hydroxylation. The transcript is spliced from 16 exons. NCBI's taxonomy places the organism in Eukaryota, Metazoa, Chordata, Actinopteri, Cypriniformes, Cyprinidae. Gene Ontology annotation, molecular function: peptidyl-aspartic acid 3-dioxygenase activity; protein binding. The record is from RefSeq and is a predicted model, not a curated record.